AUGGGGCGUGAUCAUCAUGUCAUUUGUGGUCAAAGACUCAGUUUUAUUAGCAUUUCUCUUCUUUUUCUGAUAAUUUCAAGCUGGACCCAGCUGGGAUUUGUUACUGAAGGUAGAAAGACUUUCAAACAGAAUGGUUUUCACCAGACACUACGUGAUGAUAAGGCGAUGGUGAGGGCACAGAUAGGCUCGAGGCCACCAAAAUGUGAGAGAAGAUGCAGGUCCUGUGGACACUGUGAGGCCAUUCAGGUACCUACAAAUCCACAAGCGCAGAAGGGGAAGAUCAACCUUUCAACAGUGUCUAUAAUUGCUUAUGACAGGGGAGAAGAUAGUUCCAACUACAAGCCCAUGAGUUGGAAGUGCAAAUGUGGGAACCUUAUUUUCAACCCCUGAUUCCAAUUGUCUCACAGUUUAGUUCUUUUAGAUAA
Gastrolobium bilobum is the source of this 425-nucleotide messenger RNA. Its product is annotated as EPIDERMAL PATTERNING FACTOR-like protein 2. Bases 1 to 390 code for a protein of 129 amino acids. The transcript is spliced from 3 exons. NCBI's taxonomy places the organism in Eukaryota, Viridiplantae, Streptophyta, Magnoliopsida, Fabales, Fabaceae. The record is from RefSeq and is a predicted model, not a curated record. Gene Ontology annotation, biological process: guard cell differentiation; stomatal complex development.